Vavraia culicis subsp. floridensis is the source of this 671-nucleotide messenger RNA. RefSeq lists its product as uncharacterized. The coding region runs from base 1 to 630 and encodes 209 amino acids. The record is from RefSeq and is a predicted model, not a curated record. NCBI's taxonomy places the organism in Eukaryota, Fungi, Microsporidia, Pleistophoridae. The transcript has a single exon.
AUGUCAAACAAUUCAUACGAAGGAACAGCUUCUCCCGGACUUGAGCUCACUGCAAUUGAUGAUGAAGAUUUUUUCAACAUGACGACAUUGAACUCGUCUGGAUUUGGAGAAUACACCCCACCGCCUGAACUUACCAUACUACCUAAUCUCACCUUAUUGCCUGAACCUACCAUACUACCUGAACUUACCACACUACCUGAACCUACCCCACUGCCUGAACCUACCCCACUGCCUGAAUACUUACCGACCGCUAGGCCAGAUACAGAUAUUACCGGUAUUGUUGCUGAUCCAGGUACCAACAAUGCAUCUUCGUAUGGUUUGUACGCUUCUAUUCCUGUGUUCAGCUGCUUGGUGCUUGUCUUAUUUGUUGUGUUACUGUACCACUAUGUGCGACGUCGUAGGAGACAGGGUCUUAGUCUCUGUGGUGCACGGGAAAGAGGAGCAGAGGGUGGAGAGAAUUCGGGUGUUGCUGGUACUUUUUCAACGGAAAACAAGGAUGAAACGAAUAAGAAGGGCGGUUAUGAUGCUUAUAAAAUGACCGAUCUCCUUUCACAGGAGGAAGAGCGUCCUACCGCUUCUCCGCGAUCGGGCAAGGCGCCAAGGAAAGCUGACCGGCAAAAUGUAGCAUGAAGUGUUUUAGUGGACGGCUGAUUAAAGUUAUUUAAUGUUCG